AUGCGUUUCCAGGAACUGGAGCGGAACAAUGACGACGACGAUGGUCAUGAUGACGCUGCGCCCGGGCAGACGGCUCGGCCAAUUUCGGGUGGAGUAAUUAAAAACAUCAAAUUAACCCUGGCAUUGCAGAAAAUGUAUGGAUUUCUGCUGCUGCUCCUGACCGUUUGGGUCACGGGCAGAAUUAUUAAACCGGAGUUGGAUGAGGAACUGAAUGCUUUCGAUACAAUGCAUGACUUCUGAUGCGACCUGCCCGACGAAAGUCCGCAAUUCUGCGACUGCCAGAUGGAAUGGCACGAAAAUAUCAACUACGAGACGGAUGAAGAGGAACAGACGUACUUGUUUGUGAGUUCAGUUGAGGAGGAUAAACAAAUAGUCAACUUAUUGUGGUUCAGUGCUCUGCGGUGCAGUUUCGACAAAACAAAGUUCCUGGGCAGGAAUCGCCGUUCACUAAAUCUGUUUGAGGUAAAGGAGCUUUUGGAAAGCGAUCUGGUCAACGAUGCGGACGUGGAGCUGCUUUAUGACACCUAAGUCAAGUGCGACAAGCAUGGUAGGUUUGAGUUGCAGGAGCGCUCUUCCAUUUGCUGCACAAGACCCCUCUCCCGCCUCGGCUGUCAUCCAUAUCACGAGAUGAUCAUCCACUGCCCAAAAAAGCGAUUCCGUCAAAAAGCCCAGUGCGAAGAGACCCGCAACCAUCUGAAGCAAUGUAUGCAGUACCUAAAGUACAAAUCCUAGAAUUGGAUUAAAGAUACGAACUGAUCUGGCAGCUUACA
Drosophila subpulchrella is the source of this 770-nucleotide messenger RNA. RefSeq lists its product as uncharacterized. The transcript has 4 exons. The record is from RefSeq and is a predicted model, not a curated record. Lineage: Eukaryota; Metazoa; Arthropoda; Insecta; Diptera; Drosophilidae.